Sceloporus undulatus (fence lizard) is the source of this 1311-nucleotide messenger RNA. Its product is annotated as profilin-1-like. Bases 136 to 600 code for a protein of 154 amino acids. Gene Ontology annotation, biological process: regulation of actin filament polymerization; actin cytoskeleton organization; positive regulation of actin filament bundle assembly. Gene Ontology annotation, molecular function: actin binding. The transcript has 2 exons. Gene Ontology annotation, cellular component: cytoplasm. The record is from RefSeq and is a predicted model, not a curated record. NCBI's taxonomy places the organism in Eukaryota, Metazoa, Chordata, Lepidosauria, Squamata, Phrynosomatidae.
CCCCGACCUCCCUCUUGUGGGUCCCAGGAAGGAAGGCGGCCCUCUGCCCUUUCGGGGCCAAGGGUGGCCCCAGGGCAGCCUGGCUUGGCCUCUCGGCCGGCCAGCCCCCACCUGGCCUCUUGGGAGGGGCACAAGAUGGCUCCCGCUGGCAGGCUGCCUUGGGCCCAGUGGGGAGAGUCCCUCUUCUCACCACUUUCGGCUCCUGGGGAGCUGCCCCCCAGCCUCUUUGGAAGCUUUUUUGGGGAGCAGCCGGCGGAGGUGAACACUCUGGUGGGGAAGGACCGCAGCAACCUGUUUGUCAAUGGCCUGACGCUGGGCGGGCAGAAGUGCUCCGUCAUCCGGGACAGCCUCCACACGGACGGGGAGUGCACCAUGGACCUCCGGACGAAGAGUACGGGAGGGGCCCCCACCUUCAACAUCACAGCCGCUAUGACCAACAAGAGUGAGUCGACCACCAAUUGGGGGGAGGGGGGCUUCAUUUCCUUCCGGGCGCAAGAAGGAAUCCAUUUGGUCACCUUGUUCUGUUUCUCUACUCUCUUUGGAUGCUCUUUGUACUUUGGGGUCUCAUUUUUGGGGGUUGGGGGGAAUCAUUUGCACUGAAAACCCUACUUUUUCCUGACAGAAACCCAUAUUUGAGCACAAGGAGCACUUACUUCGUGCAAAAACCUGCUGGAGGAAACCAGUCUGUGUAUUGUUGGCACAAGCAGAUUUUCUCUGAAAGAGGAGCUGAAAUGCAAAGCAUCUCUGGUGCUUCCCCUUUUCUCCAGGGAGGGGCUCUGGAGUGUCCAGGGCCCCCUUUUUGGGUGCUCCUCCUUUCCCCUGGCAGCCAUGAGGCUGCCCACUCCUCCCCUCCCUGCCCUCGCCAGACCCAUCUUUUCUGGCAGCUGUUGUGGGUUCCUUCCCUGAGGCUGCAUUCCUCCCUCCUUGGCCCCCUCCCCACAACUGUGGCCAGGGAUCCUCUGUCCAGCGGAGGAACAAACAGCUGUGGCCUCAUCCAGGCAGAGGAGAUAAGGCCACCACUGUCCCAGCCUUUUGGGCAGCUGGACAAGGGGCCGUAAAUCUUACAGAGGCAAAGCCAAGCCUCUGCCCAGGAGGGGGAAGGACUGGCUGGCCGAGGGGAGGGGGCACAGCAAUCUGGCAUUGACCUCCUUCCUUCCUCCCCCAGAACAGGACAAGCAGGGCAGAGGGAAUUGCAUUGGCUCCCGUUGCCCUCUCUGUGGAGGCUUUCCCUCCCUGAGCAUUGGGAGGCCUUGUGACUCAGCCAAAGGGAGCGGGAGGGGGGUAGUUUUGGGCAAGGAGGAAGCCCUCAUG